GUGGUGAGUCGCAACCCGUCGACAGUGCGGAUCGAUUCACAGUUCGAGAGUAAUAUUUCAAUUUGGUUUUCUUAUAUCGCUGCGCGGCGUGCUCCAUUAGUUCCCUUAAUUGUUCCCAGCGCACAUUGAUUUCUGUGUCGUUCUUAAAGUGACGAUUUGCCCACUGAAACUUUUUACGUGUUGAGUUGAUUGGCAAAUGCUCGUUUGUUGCGCAGAUAGUUAUCCGAGAUGGAACACGGCUUCACCAUUGCUCCCGCCACACUAUGUUGCAGAUGAACGUCCGAAAUGCUUGUGAGACAGCUGGCUGCCCCUCUCCCACACGCCGCCGUUGUGCUAUCAUCGCUUGCUCCGCUCUUCGGGUUGCCAUGGGGACAGUGAAUCGCUCUGUAGCCGCCCGCAAAUGAGAUUGAGCUCCUCCUCCCGGGCUGACCCGAUGGCGCCGUCGGCCCUUUGCGGCCCCCGCGCGGCUCUCGUCCUGCUCUUCUUCGCUUUGACCUCCUGCAGUCCCUCCGGCCCGGCCUCCGACACCUGCGCAACCCUCGAACAGAGUCGCUUCUUCGGCGUGUUCUCGUCCACGGCCAACCUUCCCUCGGCGCCGUGCUCCUGGACCCUGCAGAACCCCGACCCCCGCCGCUACACCGUCUACAUGAAGAUCACCAAGCCGACCGAUUCCUGCAGGCCCAGGCAGAUCAGGACCUUCCAGUUCGACUCCUUCAUCGAGACGUCCCGCACCUACCUGGGCACGGAGAGCUACGACGAGGUCGUCAGGCUGUGCGACGCAUCGACCGCCGUCACCUACAUCGAGUCCAGCAAGCAGUUCCUGCAGAUCCGCAAGGUGGCCUCUGGCCCGAGCGGCCCGGAGGAUGAGAGCGAAGUUGACGUCAGCGAGUUCAAGUCCGAGUUUCUAGUUGUGGGGAAAAGGAACCCCAGUAUGCCCGCCUGCCAGAUGCUGUGCCAGUGGCUGGAGAAGUGCCUGUCCGGCAGUACCCACGAGUACCCCUGCGGUAUCAUGAACACCCCUUGCCAGUGUUGGGAGACCCCGAAAAGGAAGCCCGGCAGCUGCUACAGGGGUGGCGUGUACGUGGAGAAAUGCCUGCCGGCGCCCAGAGACAACGGACAGAGCGCCGAGAUCGUCAAAGGCUGGGCCGGCUGGAGCCGUUGGUCCGUUUGCAGUCAGGAGUGCGGCGGGGGCGUCCAGGUGCGCAGCCGAGCCUGUCAGCCCGACGAUGCCGUAUGCGAGGGGACGGUUGAAGAAGGGCGGGCGUGCAACUCACGGGCCUGCAUAGGUAACACUUUGUUCGCUUCAAUCGUUUGGCUGGAGCGGCGUCAAUGCAAAAAAAAAAAAAAAAACCCUGUCGUCGUCGUCGUCUUCUUUCCAGGCAAAGAACGCAACAAGAGCCAAGGUCUGCGGGCCAUUGUCGGUGUGAGCCAAGGAGGCCUUGCGACCCACAUCGGUAAGUUGAGUUUGCAGACGCCCCAUGCCGGUGUGUCAUUGCCUCUGCAAAAAGUUCAACCCGCUGAACUCUUUCACUCAGCAAACACAAAGACGGAUGAGUGGUCCCCUUGGAGCGCCUGUUCGGCGACGUGCGGGGAAGGCUGGCAGAGCCGCACCCGUCUCUGUGCGACUUCCUCCUUCACCACCCAGUGCACCGGACCGCUGCGUGAAAACAGGCCUUGCAACAACACCGCCGUCUGCCCAGUGGAUGGCGCCUGGGCUGAAUGGACCCCGUGGAGCUUGUGUUCCUCCACAUGCGGUCGCGGGUACCGCGACCGCACUCGCACGUGCAGGCUGCCCCAGAACGGAGGAGAGCCCUGCGAGGGCCCUUCGAGACAGAACAAGCUUUGCAACAUUGCCGUGUGCCCCGUGGACGGAUACUGGAACGAGUGGUCGGUGUGGAGUCCGUGUUCUGCCUCUUGCUCCAACGGCACCAUGCAGAGAACACGAGAAUGCAACGGCCCAUCCUACGGGGGCUCAGAGUGCCACGGGAGCUGGAAAGAGGCCAUCAACUGCUUCCAGAAGGAGUGCCCCGUUGAUGGACGUUGGCAUGCAUGGAGCUCAUGGGGCAGCUGCAGCAAGACUUGCGGCGGCGGCGUCCAGCAGAGACAAAGAGUUUGCGAAGGGCCUUUCUUUGGUGGGGAGCCUUGCCCCGGUGACAGAGGAGAGCACAAGCGCUGCAACGAGAAGAGAUGCCCUGAGCCCCAUGAGAUUUGCCCGGAGCAGAACGAUGGCGAUGUGGUGUGGAAGAAAACUCCAGCUGGGGACAUGGCUGCCAUCUUAUGUCCCGCUGACGCUGCAGGUCUGAUCCUUCGCCGGUGCAGUCUCAACGCCGUCGGCCUGGCCACCUGGGAGAGCCCGACUUACGUCAAGUGUGUCUCCAAGAACUACGAGAACAUUCGCAUGCUGUCAAGGGACUACAUCACCAAAGCGCAGAAGGCACCCAGCAUAGAUGGCGUUGCCGAGGUGAUUUCACGUCUGAGGUUCUCAACCGACGAAGGUGCGACGUACAGCGGUGACCUCAUGGCCGUCAUGGAGAUCCUGAAGAACAUCACCGAGUUGUACAAGGCGUCCAGGAUGAGGCUUAGCAAUGCUGACGUGGAGAACUACGUCCAGACCAUUAGCAACCUGCUCAAAGAGGAACAUCACGACAAAUGGGAAGAGGCACAGCUGAUGGAUGCCAACGUGAAGGAGUUCUUCCAUCUCGUCGAGGAGUCCGUGAACAUGAUCGGUAUGCAAAUGAGCGGCUUCCAGGACAUUUACGAAGUCACGGAGAAUUUAGUGCUGAGCAUCCAUAAGCGGCCGACCACGACAAGCUCCAACUUCACUUUCCCCGCUAAGGGCUGGAGGGGGAUGUUGGACUGGGUCAGGACGGCUGAGGAGAAAAUAUCCGUUUCCAGAGAUGCGCUGGCCAUCGAGCAUGGUGACGGCAACGAAGCGUUUGUGACUGGCAUCGUCCUCUACCGAAACCUCACUUCAUUUCUUUCCUCUCAGAGCAACGCAACUCUGCUCAACUCCAAGGUAGUGACAGUGAUCGUCAAGCCGAGCCCUGCCCUUUUGUCUUCUCCCGUCGAGAUCGAGUUCCCGCAUCUCCACAACGACACAAUGAACGAGACAUGCCUCUCAUGGGAUGAAAGUGAAACAUCCUCCCUGCUCGGAUCGUGGUCUGCGCGGAGCUGCAGAGCCGUCGCCGUUGAUUCAUUCCGAACCAAAUGCGUGUGUGACAGCCUCUCCACCUUCGCCAUUUUAGCACACGUCAAUUUCGACUCGAUCAUGGACAAGGCGCUUCUUCCAUCCGUGACUCUCAUCGUCGGCUGCGGGGUGUCUUCCCUCACCCUGCUCCUCCUCAUCAUCAUCUACGUCUCCGUGUGGAAGUACAUCCGUUCCGAGCGCUCCGUUAUCCUCAUCAACUUCUGCCUGUCCAUCAUUUGCUCCAACGCCCUCAUCCUCCUCGGACAAACUCAGGCUCGUAAUAAGGUGGUUUGCACACUGGUAGCGGCUUUCCUGCACUUCUUUUUCCUCUCCUCUUUCUGCUGGGUGCUGACCGAAGCUUGGCAGUCCUACAUGGCCGUCACUGGCCGCCUGCGCAAGCGCAUCAUCCGCAAGCGCUUCUUGUGCUUGGGCUGGGGCUUACCUGCGUUGGUGGUGGCCGUGUCUGUGGGUUUCACCAAAGCCAAGGGAUAUGGCACCGUUAACUACUGUUGGCUCUCUCUUGAGGGCGGACUCCUCUACUCCUUCGUCGGACCGGCCGCCGCUGUUGUUUUGGUGAACAUGGUCAUUGGCAUUCUGGUGUUUAACAAGCUGGUAUCCAAGGACGGCAUUACCGAUGUGAAGCUGAAGGAGAGAGCCGGGGCCUCGCUGUGGAGCUCCUGCGUGGUUUUGCCCCUCUUGGCCCUGACGUGGAUGUCCGCCGUGCUCGCCAUCACCGACCGCCGCUCGGCCCUCUUCCAAAUCCUCUUUGCCGUCUUCGACUCCCUGGAAGGCUUCAUCAUUGUCAUGGUGCACUGCAUCCUGCGUCGAGAGGUUCAGGAAGCCGUGAAGUGCAGGGUCGUUGACCGCAAGGAUGACGGCAAUGGAGAUUCUGGAAGCUCGCAUCACAAUGGCCACAACCAGCUUACGUCCGAUACGGAAAAGGAUGGCGAUUCACGCAUCCCAGGAAUGAGCGGCUCAUCCGAAGAGAAGAUGUCCCCCCCUCAAAUGCCUCUGCCCAUGGGCCCCAACUUCCACACCCUGCCGUCCAACAAGACCCACAUGCAGGCGGUCCCCGAAUAUUCCAGCCACACUCUCACCCUGAAGAGAGAGAAGAGCCGGCUGGCGGGCGGGGUCGACCCCUCCUGCGGGAAACCCGUGUACGUGUGUGAGGGAGAGCUUUUCCGGCCGCUGGAUGUGGAUCUCGCUCGCGUUCAGGCGGAGGGCGGAGUCUCCGACGGCAGCGGCUACGUGCUCAUGCCCAACACCACCUCCACCCUGAGAAGCAAACCCAAAGAGGAGCAGGCCAAAUACGACCUCGGCGCGGAACAACUGCCGCAGGCCAGACUCAUGCACCUCAGCGGCCCCUUCGCCGAGCCGCAAGCUGCCUUUGGGAUCAAGUCCAUUCCCUGCGACCAGGUCAGCGUGUCCUAUUCCGAGAGGGACUCGCCCAUCCAGAACAUCCACAACAUCUCCAGUGAGUCUCACAUCACUCACAGCAGCCUGGAGAACACCUUUGAGUCGAUGAACUCGAUGAUGUCCAAAAGCGAAACCAUCUCCACGUUGUCCAUGAGCUCCUUGGAGAGACAAAAGUCCCGGUACGCCGAGCUUGACUUUGAGAAAAUAAUGCACACCAAGAAACGCCACCAGAACAUGUUCCAGGAUCUGAACAGGAAGUUGCACCAUGCUGAGAAAGACAGGGAGUCGCCCGCCUCUGACAGCAAGUCCGUGAGAUGGAGCGUCUCAUCAGCGGGAAGUGACAAAACCAACCAAAGCGACAAACAGCCGGGUCCCUUGGAGAGGCCUUGGGAAGGGGUCCGGGGCUUAGCGCAGCAGUCCCCCCCCGCCUGGGUCCGCAAAGACUUGGAGCCUCUGGCCGCCUCGCCGCUGGAGCUGCACUCUGUGGAAUGGGAGAAGAGCGGCACCUCCAUCCCCCUGGCGGGUCAGGACAUGGUUGACCUGCAGACAGAGGUCUGAAGACCGGGGGCGGGGCUAGCGAGCCAGCAAGCUUUACUUUCACCUUUUGGGUUUGGGCUCCCGUAUGGGAUGAACGCGAGAAAUCGAGGGAGUGGGAAAGUCGCUCCGAGAAUCUAGGUCUUCAAAUCCUCAGCCUAAGCAGGAAAAAGCAGGGCGGGAUGGGGUAAGAGGGGACAAUAGAGUGGGGUCGGGUUGGUUUCUUAUCGUAGCCUCCCCCGGUGGACUCGGCUCGAGGGCCCGGCGGGGAGUUCCGAGUCCCGCGCUUCGCGACGACCAGAGCCGGCUGUGGUCGCAUUCGUGUUGGCUGCGGGGUUCCUGAAGCCUGCAGUUGAGAUGAGGAGCCCUGCUGCACUUCUUUUCACCUCCAGCUCCACUUCGUCGACACCCCAAAUACCGGAACGCCGUCUCCUCCGCCCCGCUAACUGCGACUCUCGGCUGCUCCUCUUCCAGCCAAAUUCCCUUCCGGCAUAGCAAAGAGAGCAAAGGCAGCCGUUUCACAGUUGGCGCAGGUUCUUUGUUUCUUUUUCCACUUGAUCCUUUCCGUUGCUCUCUUAAGACACAUCCCUGAUACUCGGAAUACAUUCAAACUGUCUGCUGGUGAUUCCUUUCCGCGUCAUCGUUACCGCUGUUGUCGAUGAUCAGAGUUUGGUUGGGAGGGUUUCCCCCCCCCCUUCCAUUCAUGGAUUCGGGUUGGUUUCUUUAUUUUGACUGGGACCUGCAAUGUUCGGCUGGAAACAAAGUAGAGCGCAUAUGUCACGUGUUGUAUGAUGAGGAACCAGUGUGCUCUGCAUUGGGACAAACCGACAGAGCGGUGGCUUUGUGUGUGCGUUUUGCCUCGAUACCAAAACACCAGCGUCGCAAUACGGACUCUUAACAUGGAGCAGAAACAAGGCGGCAAUUUGUGGAUCCGGGCCUGGGGAAGACCUUUUGGUCAGCGCCCAUUUGAUUCUCAGCCUUGCGGGACUCUUUGGACAAAGAUGAGGCUCCUGGCACUGACGUGACAGCGCAGUCUCACGUUUGUGUUUUUUACCCAUCGGUGUGAAAUGGGCCAAUAGGACGCGCGCUUGAUGCUCAAGCAGUUUUUCUUACCGGUGAUUCAACUUUUUUCUACCAUCUUCCUCCUAUUUCCCGAGCAUAUAGACGCUUGAUGAGAAUAUUGUCUGACAAAUCUGUAUUAGCAAUUCAAGGAAUUUAUCGAUUUGAGAUUUGUUAGCCUAAGACUCCACAUUUGGAGAUGUCUGUGACAGGUAGACAAUUGUACUUCUAUAAACUGUGUAUAGAAUGAAUGACUAGCUCCUACAAAUGUGCUUCAGGAUAUUUGUUAUUACUCUCCACUGUGUCGCGAUGAGUAAUGGAACCUUCUGUCUCCUGUAAACGUGUUUUGAUAACUUUGUCACUAGCUGUCACGGUUACCUGCAAAUUCUCUUUCCGGUUGCAUCGGUUCCUUUGUUUUGCUGUCAGUCCAAGUCACACAGUACCUCAACGGACUGAAUGAACCGUUUGUAAUCUCUUGUCCUGAUUUAUUUUUGAAUGCAUUUUUUCCCCAUCCCCUAAACUGUACAUUUUGCACAGCACAAAAUGAAUGUGAUGAAUUUAUAAUAAAACAAAGCUACACCGACAUGA
Molecule: messenger RNA, 6784 nt
Organism: Hippocampus comes (tiger tail seahorse)
Lineage: Eukaryota; Metazoa; Chordata; Actinopteri; Syngnathiformes; Syngnathidae
Product: brain-specific angiogenesis inhibitor 1-like
Exons: 31
Coding region: 401-5161 (1586 amino acids)
Biological process (GO): adenylate cyclase-activating G protein-coupled receptor signaling pathway; negative regulation of angiogenesis; engulfment of apoptotic cell
Cellular component (GO): dendrite; plasma membrane; postsynaptic density
Molecular function (GO): G protein-coupled receptor activity
Source: RefSeq, a predicted model, not a curated record